Molecule: messenger RNA, 1828 nt
Organism: Syzygium oleosum
Lineage: Eukaryota; Viridiplantae; Streptophyta; Magnoliopsida; Myrtales; Myrtaceae
Exons: 6
Coding region: 1-1701 (566 amino acids)
Source: RefSeq, a predicted model, not a curated record
AUGUCACGAUUUUUGUGUGGUUUGAGCCGAGAUAUAGCAAGGGUGGUAGAGCUGCAACACUACGUUGAAUUGGAGGAAUUAGUGGACAAAGCCAUCAAAGUUGAGCGGCAAUUGAAGUUGGAUCGAACUUACAAGAGUGAUGGAGGUUCAAGCUCGAAUUGGAAGUCUAAUUGGAAGAGAGACGAGAAGCCGAAUUGGAAGGGAAACAAUAUCAAGACUGAAACUUUGAAGGAGAAGGAGAAGGAUGAAAGUGAGAGGGAGGAAGAGGAUGAUAACAUGCCACUAUUGGAGGAUUGUAGUGAUGUUGAGAUGCCAGCAAAGGCAAGUUGUACCAUGGUGGAGAAAUUGGGAUUGAAGACUGCAAAGCAUCCAAGACCAUAUAGAUUGCAGUGCUUGAAUGAUAGUGGUGAAGUAAAAGUAUCGAAGCAAGUCCGAGUUCCAUUUGAGAUAGGGCGAUAUAAGGAUGAGCUGAUGUGUGAUGUUAUACCUAUGCAAGCAGGGCAUCUUUUACUUGGUAGGCCAUGGCAGUAUGAUCGAAAGGUACAUCAUGACGGGUACACUAAUCGAUAUUCAUUGGUGAUGAAUCAGAAGACAUACACAUUGGUGCCAAUGACACCUACUGAAGUGUAUGAAGAUCAAUUGAAACUACAACGUGAGGCUGAGAGAGAGAGAGAAAAAGAAGAUAAGAGUAGAGUGGUAAAAAAAACCGAGAGAAAAGGAGAGAGAAAAGAAAAGAGAGAAAAGAAUUUCUAUGCAAAAUCUAGUGAAGUGAGGAGAGCUUUGAUUCUGGACCGACCGAUACUUGUACUUUUGUACAAGGAGGCACUGUUUACUACUAACGAACUUGACCCGAAUUUGCCAAGUUCUGUCGUGUCUUUAUUGCAGGAAUUUGAAGAUGUCUUUCCUGAUGAGCUUCCUGGAGGUUUACCACCGAUUCGAGGCAUAAAGCAUCAAAUCGAUUUGAUUCUCGGUGCACCAUUGCCUAACCGACCCACAUAUCGAAGCAAUCCUGAAGAGACAAAGGAACUUCAGCAGCAAGUUAGCGAAUUACUAAAGCAAGGAUAUGUGAGAGAGUCUCUUAGCCCAUGUGUUGUUCCUGUUUUGUUGGUGCCAAAGAAGGAUGGGUCUUGGCGAAUGUGUAUUGAUUGCCGAGCAAUCAAUAACAUAACGGUAAAGUAUCGACAUCAUAUUCCUAGGCUAGAUGACAUGUUGGAUGAAUUGCAUGGAGCUUGUAUAUUUACUAAAAUUGAUAUGAAAAGUGGUUAUUAUUGUCCUUACAAAUAUCAAAUUAGGAUAAAAGAGGGGGAUGAAUGGAAAACUGCAUUUAAGACCAAGUACGGGUUGUAUGAGUGGUUAGUCAUGCCAUUCGGUUUAACUAAUGCACCUAGUACUUUCAUGCGACUUAUGAAUCAUGUUCUGCGUGCUUUUAUUAGUCGAUUUGUAGUUGUCUAUUUUGAUGAUAUCUUGAUAUAUAGUCGAAGCCUUGAUGACCAUAUUGAGCAUGUGCGAGCUGUUUUGCAGGUUUUAAGGGCUGAGCAAUUAUAUGCUAACCUAAAGAAGUGCUGUUUUGUAACUGACAAAUUAGUAUUUCUAGGCUUUGUUGUUGGUGCUGAUGGAAUACAGGUUGAUGAAGAAAAGGUGAAAGCAAUCCGUGAAUGGCCGACACCUAAGACAGUAGGAGAGGAAUUGGAGCUGUGUUGAUGCAAGGAGGACGUCCCAUAGCGUAUUUUAGCGAGAAGUUAAGCGGAGCGACAUUGAAUUAUCCGACUUACGAUAAGGAAAUGUAUGCUUUGGUGCGAGCUUUGGAGACUUGGCAACAUUACUUGUG